This is a messenger RNA of Trichosurus vulpecula (common brushtail), 4193 nucleotides long. RefSeq names its product cleavage and polyadenylation specific factor 2 (gene CPSF2). Lineage: Eukaryota; Metazoa; Chordata; Mammalia; Diprotodontia; Phalangeridae. The transcript is spliced from 15 exons. Gene Ontology annotation, cellular component: mRNA cleavage and polyadenylation specificity factor complex. Gene Ontology annotation, biological process: mRNA 3'-end processing by stem-loop binding and cleavage. Bases 238 to 2586 code for a protein of 782 amino acids. The record is from RefSeq and is a predicted model, not a curated record. Gene Ontology annotation, molecular function: RNA binding.
AGUUAGCACCGCCCCUCCCCUUCGCCCCGCCCCCCAACAUGGCGGCUGCCGGUCAGCGCUGGCUGUUGGCGGGCAGUGGCGGCUGCCGCUGUUGCUGAAGGAGGCGCUCGGGCUUUUUUCAUCCGGGCUCCGACCUAGAGAAGAAGUGAAAAGGGAGGGAGGGAGGAAGGGAAGACGAAAGAGUGCUGGGGAGGGCCGAGGAGGAACCUUUCUGUUUGCUGACCUUGGGAUGCAAAAAUGACAUCUAUCAUCAAACUAACUACCCUCUCGGGGGUGCAAGAAGAAUCUGCACUUUGCUAUCUGCUUCAGGUUGAUGAGUUUCGAUUCUUAUUGGACUGUGGCUGGGAUGAGCACUUUUCAAUGGAUAUCAUCGAUUCCCUUAGGAAACAUGUUCACCAGGUAGAUGCAGUACUGCUCUCUCAUCCUGAUCCUCUCCAUCUCGGUGCCCUCCCAUAUGCUGUUGGAAAACUGGGUUUGAAUUGUGCUAUCUAUGCAACCAUUCCUGUUUAUAAAAUGGGACAAAUGUUCAUGUAUGAUCUUUAUCAGUCUCGUCAUAAUACAGAGGAUUUUACACUUUUUACGUUGGAUGAUGUGGAUGCAGCUUUUGAUAAAAUACAGCAACUCAAGUUCUCUCAAAUUGUGAAUCUGAAAGGCAAAGGGCAUGGUUUGUCCAUCACACCUCUGCCAGCUGGUCACAUGAUAGGAGGAACAAUAUGGAAAAUAGUCAAAGAUGGAGAAGAAGAAAUCGUUUAUGCUGUUGACUUCAACCACAAGAGGGAGAUUCACUUAAAUGGAUGUUCCCUGGAAAUGUUAAGCAGACCUUCAUUGCUUAUCACAGAUUCCUUUAAUGCUACUUAUGUGCAGCCCAGACGAAAACAAAGGGAUGAACAGCUACUCACAAAUGUCCUGGAAACACUUCGAGGUGAUGGGAACGUGUUAAUAGCUGUGGACACGGCUGGCAGAGUUUUGGAACUUGCCCAACUUCUUGAUCAGAUUUGGAGAACUAAAGAUGCAGGACUGGGGGUGUACUCACUAGCACUCCUGAACAACGUCAGCUACAAUGUAGUGGAGUUUUCUAAAUCCCAGGUAGAAUGGAUGAGUGAUAAAUUGAUGAGAUGUUUUGAAGACAAAAGAAAUAAUCCAUUUCAAUUUCGCCAUCUUUCUUUAUGUCAUGGUCUUUCUGAUCUGGCUCGUGUGCCUAGCCCCAAAGUUGUACUUGCCAGCCAGCCUGAUUUGGAAUGUGGGUUUUCAAGAGAUCUCUUUAUUCAGUGGUGCCAGGACUCUAAAAAUUCAAUCAUCCUAACUUAUAGAACUACCCCUGGAACAUUAGCACGUUUCCUAAUAGAUAACCCUUCUGAGAAAAUCACGGAAAUAGAGUUGAGAAAACGUGUGAAACUUGAAGGAAAAGAACUUGAAGAGUAUCUAGAGAAAGAGAAACUGAAGAAGGAAGCUGCUAAAAAGCUAGAACAAUCAAAGGAGGCAGAUAUAGAUUCUAGUGAUGAGAGUGAUGGUGAAGAAGAUAUUGACCAACCGUCAGCACACAAAACCAAGCAUGAUUUGAUGAUGAAAGGUGAAGGUAGCCGAAAAGGAAGUUUCUUCAAACAGGCUAAAAAGUCUUAUCCUAUGUUUCCUGCCCCAGAAGAAAGAAUUAAAUGGGAUGAGUAUGGAGAGAUUAUCAAACCAGAAGAUUUCUUAGUGCCUGAGCUUCAAGCUACUGAAGAAGAAAAAAGCAAAUUAGAAUCUGGCUUGACAAACGGAGAUGAACCUAUGGAUCAAGAUUUAUCAGAUGUUCCUACCAAGUGCAUUUCUGCAACAGAAUCGAUUGAAAUCAAAGCCAGAGUUACUUAUAUAGACUAUGAAGGACGUUCAGAUGGUGACUCCAUUAAAAAAAUAAUUAAUCAGAUGAAACCACGGCAGUUGAUUAUCGUGCAUGGACCACCAGAGGCCAGUCAAGACCUAGCAGAAUGUUGCCGAGCUUUUGGUGGAAAAGAUAUUAAAGUGUAUAUGCCAAAGCUGCAUGAAACAGUAGAUGCCACCAGUGAAACGCAUAUCUAUCAGGUGAGGUUAAAGGAUUCACUUGUCAGCUCUCUUCAAUUCUGUAAAGCAAAAGAUGCUGAACUAGCUUGGAUAGAUGGUGUCCUAGACAUGCGAGUUUCCAAAGUAGACACAGGCGUUAUUUUAGAGGAAGGAGAACUGAAGGAUGAUGGAGAAGACUCAGAGAUGCAGGUGGAUACUCCUUCAGAUGCUAGUGUCAUAGCCCAGCAAAAAGCUAUGAAGAGCCUGUUUGGAGAUGAUGACAAAGAAACAGGUGAAGAGAGUGAAAUUAUUCCCACUUUGGAACCUUUGCCACCUCAUGAGGUUCCUGGACACCAGUCAGUGUUUAUGAAUGAGCCAAGACUAUCUGAUUUUAAACAAGUUCUAUUGCGAGAGGGAAUCCAGGCUGAGUUUGUAGGAGGUGUACUUGUUUGCAAUAAUCUUGUGGCUGUCCGUAGAACUGAAACUGGACGCAUUGGACUUGAAGGCUGCCUUUGUCAGGAUUUUUAUAGGAUAAGAGACCUUUUAUAUGAACAGUAUGCGAUUGUGUAGAGGACCUGUUGUCCAGGUGAAUCUCUGUUUCCCCUUUCUAAGGAAAAAAAAGGGAAGGGCUCUUUACCUUCUUUUGUUGUUUUCCUUUGUUGUUCUAUAAUUUGUACAGAGAGAACUAGUAGGGAGAUAACAUUUUAAGCCCAAGAAAUUAUACUAAAGAAGUGAAAAAUGCAGACCAUUUGCUUAGUAAAUCUUGAACAUUCCACCUUUUUGACUUUCAAAUCGAUAAAUACCAUAACUGGCAGCACAGGCCUAGUACUUGAGGUUAUUGGUUUUCUUUAUAGACAAGCCCUCUUUUCUAAGCGGGUAUUAUUUGAUUUUAACAGUAAAACUAGGCAAACAAGUUCUUGGCUUCAGAGGGUAUAUGUAUGUUCAUAAAAACUAUUUUUUACAGAGUUUGUGUAAAAUCAAUGGGUUUUUUUUUUAUUUCUAGGAAUGGGAAAAAAAUGGGAGAUUUUGAAAUUAGGAAGGAACUGCUGCUCAGUGCAAAAGCAGCUGUUUUGAGAAAAUGGACCUUUAUAGAUUGUUUAAAUAAACAACAGCAACAAAUAUGCUUGUACAUGCACUAAAACUCUGCCUCUAAACUCAUGUUCAUGUUAUACUUGCUCACAAAUCAGCUUUUAUCUUUUCCUGUUCUGUGCUUUUUUUUUAAAAGUAUAAAAUACAAUUUUGUCAUUUGAAUACAGAUAGCUCAAAAGAGUUAUUUGGUGUGUGGUGUGUUAGAAAUUCUGAUGUUAAUGUUUCAUGAAAGAAGCAGACAUAGGACAUCAUUUUUUUUUUACAAAGUAAUACUAUGGUUAAAAACAAAAUAGGUAUUUUUUAUCUCUUAGGCCUGCAUGCUUCUAAGACCCCUUAAGCAGCAUGUAGACAGCUUGUGUCGGCACUAAAAUGCUACAUAGGAAGCUAACUCCCCCCAAAACUGUAACUGUUUUGUGUUUUAUAACUUCCUUGUGUUAGCCACAAGAUAGCUUACAUUGAAUCCAGAUCAUCUCAUUAAAGAAAAACCUCGAAAUCCAGUGAGUUUUCAUAGGAAGUGACAAAUCGUGACAGACUUUGGCAUUUAUCUCGUGAGUCCAAGAUCCAAGUCCUGUCCUUACAUUUAGCACUUUAGAUCGACGGGUUUCUCUUAAAACAAAACUGAUGCAUUUCACUUUCAAGUAUUCCUAGAGCCGCUGUGAAGGUUCUGACAGCAGCUGCAGUAGAAGAUAAACUGUAUUGCUGGCAUUAAUGUGGAUGAGCGCAGAGGUGGACACUGUCAGUGCUUUAACCAGAAACCUUCCCGGAGAUUUCAUUGCAGUACAGAGCAAUGCUGGGACUGUUUGUCUUGGCGAAAGCAGCCAAUAAUUUCAUCUUCCAUUGUAAUACUGAAAACUUGUUUCUUGCCUAAUUUUUUUUUUACCUGACACAUUCCAUGAGUACGAAUUUCAUAUAAAAUGCUGCUAGAAGCUGUUGUGCAAACAAAUAUCGUUUGCAAGAUUGGUAUUUUUUAACCUGUGUUUGGCUGGCAAGGUUAAUAAAAUUUCUAAAAAGGUUUCAUUUGCAUUUCCAUGGAACUUCAUUCUCAGUUGUUACCCAAAUAAAUUGUGGCUGUAAAAUAUCCACACGCA